UAAGUAAGAGACCACCUAUAUGUGUCAAUUGUCUAAACGAAGUUUAAGUAACAAUAAGAAAAAUCAAUUUAUUUUCUUGUAAAAAUAUAUAUAUAUAGAAUGGCUCUCCGUUUCGGAUCCGCACUUAAAGAAUUAAGAAUUCAUUUAUGCCAAACUGGAGCUGCCAGUAAAGGUGUCAGAGAAUUUGUUGAAAAACACUAUGUGAACCUUAAAUCAAAUAAUCCCAAGCUUCCUAUACUAAUAAGAGAAUGUUCUGGUGUCGAACCUAAACUUUGGGCUAGAUUUGAUAAGGGAAAGGAAAAAUGUGUGACGUUGAAAGAUUUAUCAGCAGAAGAUGUCCUUAAACAUAUUGAUUCAGUUUCGAAAGGGCAAUGAAUGUAAUCGUAUAUAUUUUUUUAGAAAUUUACUUAUGAUAGUUAUUUGUGAUCAAUAAACAAUGUUAAUUAAU
This is a messenger RNA of Diorhabda sublineata, 448 nucleotides long. It is a transcript of the gene ND-B8, whose product is annotated as NADH dehydrogenase [ubiquinone] 1 alpha subcomplex subunit 2. The record is from RefSeq and is a predicted model, not a curated record. NCBI's taxonomy places the organism in Eukaryota, Metazoa, Arthropoda, Insecta, Coleoptera, Chrysomelidae. The transcript is spliced from 3 exons. Bases 100 to 375 code for a protein of 91 amino acids.